AUAUCCGGAGAAGCUUCAAAAAUAAAACGUAGAGUUUAAACACGCGCGCGCGCUCACGUCUCUGUUCUAAAAAUGCAUUAGUCUUGGCUCACGUCGGUUGAGUGUUGACCAUCAUUAUUAACGUCGGGAAAUUAUUAACGAGAAAUAAUAAGACACAUAAUAUUUAAAAUAAAUAAAUAACGGCCAAAACUCAUAUUAAAUCGUUAUUUUAUUAUACCUCCGGCUUAAUUUUUUUCGCGGGCGUAAUUACUUAUUCAAUUUUUUGUGACAACACGAAAUUAUUUAGACAUUUAAAUGGCUCAGCUAAUAAAUUUGAAAUUAUCCAGGCACGACCAAUCGUCUCCGUGGGGAUUUAGAUUACAAGGAGGCAAAGAUUUUGGGACACCGUUGCUUAUACAAAAGGUGAAUUUUGGCAGUUUAGCCGAGAAAUCUGGUCUUCAAGUAGGCGACGCCCUAGUUAGGGUCAAUAAUCAAGAUGUGUAUGACGUGAAGCACAAGGAUGCCCAAGAUGUUAUCCUGGGAGCUGGGAACGCUUUUGAAGUGACCAUACAACGUGGUGGAACAAGUACAUGGAAACCGUCAGUAACACCUGUUGGACCAAGUCCAGUUCCCAGCCGUCUUUCCCAAUCUCCCCAAAUACUGACGAAAACAUCAUUGGCCAAAGUUGGACCACAAUCUCCUGCAUUUGGUUCUUCGCACAAUUCUGUUUCACGGCCAUACAGUGGAACUUCAUCGCCUAAAGUUAAUCCGAGUGGAUACAAUAAUGAUUCUGGUACUGUUAAAGCUAUUGUAAAUAAACAGUACAACACACCAGUAGGUAUUUACAGUGAGGAGAACAUUGCUGAGACGCUUACAGCUCAAGCGGAAGUAUUGGCUGGAGGAGUAUUAGGAGUCAAUUUUAAGAAAAACGAAAAAAAUUACGAAGCUAAUAAUAGCGAAGUGUUAAGAAUGGUACAGGAAGCCGAUAAAGAACCAAGGGAUUUAAAUACAGACCUACAAUCGAAAUUCGCAUAUUUCUCGGCUUCGAGCCAUGCGAUAGGGGGCCGUGCUACAUCACCACGCCCUAUGACACCCAUAGCAGCAAACAUGCACAUGCCCGAACAGCGCGAUCCAUAUUUGGGUUCUCCUCUGAAAGAACUGGACGUGGAGAAUACCAAGCGUAUUGAGUGCAGUGAUUGCAGAAACGAUGUUAUCGGUGUGUUCGUACGCAUCAAAGAUAAAAGUCUGCACGUCGAGUGUUUUAAAUGCGCCACUUGUGGGUCGUCUCUGAAAAACGUGGGCUAUUUCAACAUCAACAACAAAUUGUAUUGCGACAUUCAUGCCAAAAUGGUUGCCAGACAAAAUCCACCGACACCAAAUUUGGAACCAGUUACCGUAGCACCGGGCUCAAAUCCGCCUUUAGGAUCGUUCAAUAUAAUACCAACUAAACCUAAGGACGUACAAUCCGUGCAGUCGCCACAACCAAGCACCUUAUCGCCAAUACCAUUCCACGCUCCAAAAGCUCCUAGUCACGUAAACGCCCCCAAACAGCAGACUCCGUCAAAAGUUUUUUCGAAUGCUAAACCAUACGAAACACCAAAACAAACACCAACUCCUCCGAUGUUCUCUGGUGGAUACAGCCAAGUUCAGACCGGCUUCAACUCUCAAUUGAAAACAAAAUCUAUUACUUCAGAUGAGUCUAAAAAUUCUGUUAACUCCCAACCAAGAUUACCUUUCUUAAAACCUAAAUCUUCGACCGGUUCUGCAUUUUGUCCUGUGGUUUCUAAACCACUAACUACUGAUUCAAGUUUGUGUCCCACAUCGUGUACCAAGGACGGAAGUCGUACACUAAACCAAUGCAAACAAUCGUUAAGUGCUUCAAUAUCCACCCAAAUGUUGAUAGAUUCGUCCAAAGAAGAACGGUCUCAAUCACCAAUUCCAAAUUACUAUGAUAUAGAAACUUCUACUGCAGAAGUGCCUCAUGAAAUUCGGUCUCUAUUGCCACCAAAUAAUAAUAUCAGAUCCAUUUCACCUACUCAUUUGGUAAUAUUUCCACCAGAAAUUCCAUUGGAGUAUAGAAAUUACAGCCGGUCAAAAACCUCUACACCACAACCAAAGCAUGAAAUUAAUGAAGAACCCGAAUCACGAGGUUUAAUUAAUUCUAGCGUUCAUCAAGUGGAAAGCACGAUUUCUCGAUCCACGGUCGAAUGCUUAGAAGUUGUAGAAUCUAAACACGUUCAAAAUGUUGAAUCAAAUUAUGUUCAAAAUGUUGAAUCAAAUUAUGUUCAAAAUGUUAAUGAACAUUGUAGUUCAAAACCCAAAAUACUUGACAUCGUACAAGAUCACCCGAUUUCUCAUACUACUGUUACUGAACCUAAAAUGAAAUCGAAACAACCAAUCGUUGUAGCCGAAGAAAAUAGAUCGGAAUCGCCAAUGCUUGCCGCACUAAAAACUGCUCCCGAGAGAAGUUAUUCCCCCCUUCCUACUUUUGUGGACGCUUCAGAAUUUAUUACAAAUCCAAUAGAAAAUCUCACAGAAGAAGAAGAAUCACCAAUGACCAUGACAGAAGCGUUAGCAAUAGCUCCCGAUCGUAGUUAUAAAUUAACCGAAUCAAAUACAUCGUCAAGACAUGUAGGGAACAACCCGGUUCGAUAUAUGCAUGGAUAUAAUAAAAAAACACCUGUGGCUCCUUUACUAAUGACAAGGUCGUUAAUAUAUUCACCCGCAUCAGCUAUUGAUUCAGAGGAAGAACAAAUAGCUAUUUUAGGAUUGAAAUCUUUCCCUCCCGUAUCGGACGAGCUUAAAUGGUCCACAGCAGCAGGUGAUUUCGACCGUAGUGAAUCUAGUUUUGAAUAUGUAGAAGAAUUAGUUUUUGAUGAGCCCAAACUGGAAGAUCCAAAAGAAGUAAUAAAUGAAGAAAUCGAUGAGGUAGCAGAACCACCUAAGCCUCAACCUAGACAUCCGUUCACUGCCUCGGGUCUCCAUGAGCCAUUUGAUAUCCCACGUUAUCAACAAAGUAUACCAGAAAAUCCUCAUCGAGCUACCCCCUCUGAAAAAUCUUGUGCAAAAUUAAUAGGUCCAGGAAUUCAAGAAAAAGUAUCUACAUUUACACCAAAGCCAUCUAUAAAAAAUACUUCGUUUCUAAAACAAGAAACUCAUGUAAAUUCUAAGGUUGCUCCUGCCUUAGGUUAUGAGCCAUCAUCUUUAGAUGGGGGUUCAAACAAAUCUAAAAACGCUGAUGCCGAUGUCAUGAAAUCGAGCAAUUCUGAACCCGUUUCAUCUAAUAGCACAUCUGUCGCUGCCACUCCAAAAUCCACUCCUAUACCAAAAUCCUUUAAAGAUUCUAUUCCAUUAACACCACAAAUUUCUAUAACUAACGAUACCCCCGCAGAACCGGUCGUUCCUAUGCCUAAAUCAUCAUUACCUGCUUCAUUGUUAUCUAAAAAAUUAACAUGUCUUACAAAAAAACUACAACCUAAAUGUGUUCCAACACCUAUACCCGUACCCGAUAUAGGUGGUCAGCCGACGGGAAGAACUGGUGCUUCAGCGGGUCUUACAGCACCCAGAAGGGGUCGUGGCGUGCUGAACCCACAAAAUUUAACCCCGGGUGCUAGAGUGCCGUUGUGUGGACAAUGCAAUUUGUACAUAAGAGGACCAUUUAUUACCGCUCUCGGCAAGAUUUGGUGUCCGGAACAUUUCGUGUGCACAAAUGAAAAGUGCAGACGUCCAUUACAGGACAUUGGUUUUGUGGAGGAAGACAACGGUCUGUACUGUGAAUACUGUUUCGAGCAAUAUCUCGCUCCAGUGUGCUCCAAGUGCUCCAAGAAAAUCAAAGGGGAUUGCCUGAAUGCUAUUGGAAAACAAUUCCAUCCAGAAUGUUUCAACUGUACAUAUUGCGGCAAACUUUUCGGUAACAGCCCGUUCUUUUUGGAAGAUAGUCUUCCGUAUUGUGAAAAUGAUUGGAAUGAAUUGUUCACGACUAAGUGCAUAGCCUGUGGUUUCCCAAUUGAGGCGGGUGACCGUUGGGUCGAAGCUUUAAAUAGCAAUUAUCAUAGUCCGUGCUUCAAUUGCUCGAAAUGUAAGAUAAAUUUGGAAGGGCAGAGUUUCUAUGCGAAAGGAGGAAGGCCUUAUUGCAAAAGCCACGCACGCUAAUAUAAAAUACAUACAUCAAUUGACCAUUGUGAAUAAUUAUUGAUAACUUACCAAACAAUUUUUAUUGACGUGUACAACCAUUUCAUUUUAAACCAUUUAUUUAUUUUCUAGUUUAGUUUUAGCUUAAAUAAUCCAUACAUUUUUAGACUUAGAUGAUGCUUAUUUUAAAUUUAUUAACAAAAUUGUACCAAAAAUUUGUUCAGGCAUAGACUUUAAUCAUUUAUUUAUUACUUAUUACGUAGAUACCAAAUGUGUAUUUAGGUAAACACAUUACAGUUUAAAGUUAUAUAACAAUUUUUUUAGAUUAACAUAUUUAGCGACAUACCACAUGUCCACAUACAUAUAGUUUUGGUAGGGACUUGCCUAUCACCAAUUAUUUAUAGCCUUAUAUUUUGUAAUCCAGUAGGUUAUCUAAUAUAAAUCGAAUAUUUCUUUAUUUGUCAAAAAUGUUUUGUUAGAGGUAAUGACUUUCAUUAAAUUAUGGUAUCAUAUUUUUGAGCCAUUUAAGUACAGAACUGUAUGCAGUCUAGCUUGUUAUGUGUCUUACCCUUAAUAAUUUAUUUAAAUAAUUAUUGUAAUAUUUUUAUUUGGCUUUUACCUAAACAAUAUACAUGUUACCCAUUUUAAAUAUUAUAUAUUAUAAAUAGCACCUAGGUAUCUACCUAUUUAA
This is a messenger RNA of Metopolophium dirhodum (rose-grain aphid), 4801 nucleotides long. It is a transcript of the gene Zasp52, whose product is annotated as PDZ and LIM domain protein Zasp. Bases 295 to 4131 code for a protein of 1278 amino acids. Gene Ontology annotation, molecular function: actin binding; muscle alpha-actinin binding. Gene Ontology annotation, biological process: muscle structure development; heart development; actin cytoskeleton organization. Gene Ontology annotation, cellular component: filamentous actin; adherens junction; Z disc. The transcript is spliced from 16 exons. Lineage: Eukaryota; Metazoa; Arthropoda; Insecta; Hemiptera; Aphididae. The record is from RefSeq and is a predicted model, not a curated record.